AUGGCUCUGAGUAAUGAGAAUGCUGGCGAUCUUGCAAAAGCGGAAGAAGAAUACAAGGAUAUUUUAGCAGAGCUGGCGGAGUCGCAAAAUCAUCAGCAAGAUAGGCAGUACACACAAGAACAAACAAGGCUCGUUGCCGCGGUGAAUAGACAACUAGGGUGGAUUUCAUAUCGUUUCAAUUAUCCUGAACAGUCAGAAGAGAGAGCUCGGAGGCUUCGUGAAGCGGAACAGUUCCUCCAAAAUUCGAAGAAGUUCGAACCUAUAAAUGGAAAAACAUAUUACUAUCUGGGGCGAUGUUACGGUGAAACAUUGAAUAAGGUGAGUGGAAUAUCUAUGGUUGGAUUUUCUGGAUAG
Cooperia oncophora is the source of this 354-nucleotide messenger RNA. The record is from the annotation of a GenBank genome assembly. Lineage: Eukaryota; Metazoa; Nematoda; Chromadorea; Rhabditida; Trichostrongylidae.